Messenger RNA from Setaria italica (foxtail millet), 1363 nucleotides. RefSeq names its product protein SRG1. The coding region runs from base 124 to 1200 and encodes 358 amino acids. Lineage: Eukaryota; Viridiplantae; Streptophyta; Magnoliopsida; Poales; Poaceae. The record is from RefSeq and is a predicted model, not a curated record. The transcript is spliced from 2 exons.
UGGCGUAUUGUUCAUUCGGUGUUAGGUGUAACUACUGCAACGCACUCGAUCGCUGGGGUAAACAACAGUCAUAAAUUGGCACCUUUCUGUGCCGGACUCGGAGGUGCACAUGCAGGCAGAGCAAUGGAGGCUCGUAACUACGACAAGGUCGUCAACAGGGAUGAGAUCACGGACGCCACCGCGUCCGCGUUCGCCGACGGCGGCCAGAUCCCGGAGAAGUACAUCCGGACCGAGGAGGUCCUCGACGGCGUCGUCGUCGGCGACGAUGAGAGCUACGAGCUGCCGGUCGUCGACAUGGCCAGGCUUCUUGAUCCGGAGUCGUCGGCGCUGGAGAUUGCGAAGCUCGGCGACGCUUGCAGGAACUGGGGGUUCUUCCAGCUGACAAACCAUGGAGCUGACGAAGGAGUGGUGCAGCGGAUGAAGGACAGUACUGUGCAGUUCUUCAGCACGCCGCUGGAGAGCAAGAAGAAAGUGGCAGUCCGAGAGAAAGGCUUCGAGGGAUUCGGGCACCACUACAGCAGAGCAUCGAGUGGCCACAAGUUGGACUGGGCAGAGAGCGUGAUCCUCAUCACGCAGCCACCCCAAGAUAGGAAGAUGGAGAUGUGGCCUACGAACCCACCCACAUUCAGGGAGGCGCUUGAGGUUUACUCGGUGGAGAUGAUCGGUCUCGCGGAGAGGCUCCUGGGUUUCAUGGCGGCCGACCUCGGGGUGGAGCGGGCGGCGCUCCUCGACGCCUUCACCGGGCGGCGGCAGAGCAUGGCGAUCCACUACUACCCUCCCUGCCGCCACCGGGAGAAGGUGAUGGGCAUCACGCCGCACACCGACGGGCUGGGCCUGACGCUGCUGCUGCACGUGGAUGACACCCCCGGCCUACAGAUCAGGAAGGGCGGGCGGUGGUUCCCGGUGCGGCCGCUGCCGGGCGCCUUCGUCGUCAACGUCGCCGACAUCCUCGAGGUCCUCAGCAACGGCGCGUACAGGAGCGUCGAGCACCGGGUGAUCCCGGACGCCGAGAGGGCGCGCACCACCGUCGUGAUAUUCCAGGAGGCGGCCGUCGGGGGGAUGGUGGCGCCGCUGUCGGGGCUGGUGGCGGAGGGCGGCGGCGAGGCGCGCUACAAGUCCAUCGAGGUCGAGGAGUACAUCAAGGGGAACUUCAACGCGCUGAUGGAAGGGACACGGUUCAUCGACAGCCUCAGGAUCUAGAGAGUCUGUGAUCUGCCACGCGAUGUAUACGCGGCCAAGCCGUGAAAUUGAAACAGAGAGCCGCUUGCUUCUGUCCUGUAACCGGUUCAAUUAAUGUACUCUUGGAAGAUUAAAUUAAAUAAAAUCCAGAUUGCAGAGUAAUAGAAAACCAUUGUUUUCAGGA